CCGUAUGGGGUGCAUGUUUUUAAUUUUUUUUUAAUAAAGAGCAUGUGUAGUUCUAUUAAAAAAAAAGAUAAUAGUCAUAACCUAAUAAGGUAGACCAGGAAGGCAUUUGUUCCAUCUUGCUGAUGAGACAUUGAGGCUGAAAGAAGACUUUUGAGGGCUCCUACUUGACAGAACUAGGUACGGAAUCCACAUGUUUGACUCCUGUUAAAUAUGCCAAGGGCUCUGCCAGCUCCACCAUAUUGUCUCUUUGGAAGGCAACAGUCCAGCUGAUGAUGGCCUGCAUGUGGGUGGUGCCGUGGGAGCAGAGCAGAUGGGAGAGGUGGAUGAUGUUGGGAAACCCAGGCCGUGUUGGGUUGUUCAUUUAUUAAUUCAGUCAACCAGCAUUUCUUGAGUGUCCAUUAUGUGUUGGGCACAGUGCUAGGCAUUGGGACUGCAUGCAUGAAUAAAAAUGCAACCUUUGUAUAUUCAGAGACUCAGAAUAGUGAUGUAAGGGAGAAAUACCUUUAAACACAGAGUAAUCGUGUUCAUUAGUCAAGGCAGGAGGUAGGGGUAAGUACAUACAUUAGGCAAAGCCUAAGCCCAUCAGAAUCAUCUGGAAGGCUUGGGAAAAGCCAGAGGGCUGGACCCCACCCUGGGAGCCCUGAUUCAAUAAGUGGGGCUCAAAAAUUUGCAUUUAUGCUGCUAUACUCUGGGAUUAGUAAGAGUUUCCCAAGGCUUCAGGAUUAGGAAAACUUCUUCCAUCUUGCAGAUUUGAACGGUAGAGAGGAUGCGUUCCUUGGGACUCUUGGGUUCUGAGACACAUCUAGCCAGCCAGGAUUCCCCAAGUCCCUCAGAGAAAUAAUUCUGAAGGUCCACACUAUCUAAUGUGGAGUGUCCUCAUAGGUCUGUGGCUGUGCAGGGUAAAAUUAGAGUCUUGUGUCUGGAAGAGACCUUGUUCUAUUCAUUGCUGAGUUAAGUGUGGAGUAAAGGACUCAAAGCAGCCUCUCAAAUAGUCACUGUAAAAGGGAGAGCCAUGGGUAGAGGGCAGGUUCCUGGACUUCUCCCCCAGUGUUCUUUCCAAGUACAUCACCACCCUUCUUGCCCCUCUGUUUCCGGGGGACGUGCUGGGCAGUUAUUUCCUAAGCAAGUUUUAUUACUCCUGUGCCCUGACACCAGGUCCUACAGGAAGCCACCAAAGAGUUAACUUUAUUUGGACUAGGAGCCUGAGCCAAGUACAGAGUGUCCAUUGUGCACCCGCCCCCUCUGGAGGAGUCGCUGACUGCUGGAAUGUGACAAGGCAAAAGGUUUUCACCUUGCGUUGGCUCCUCUCCUCUGUGAGUGCACAAGUGGGUGCGUGUGCUCACGCUCACAUGUUGGCAGGGGUACACCACAAGAGAACUCUCAGUUGUCUCCCAGACUCACCAAAAAAGUGAACGGUGAAUUUGGGGUGGCAGUUGCAGAUCUGACCUCUUCUGAACACUUGGCCGUGUCUCCAUUCCUGGGACUCUGAACCCAGCAGCUGGACCACUUUGUCCUUGGGAUUUCGGGUGUCCUCGCUUCUCACCUUUCCCUUUCCCCCUCUUCUCUCCCACCUCCUGAGAACUCCUGAAGACUGUAGGAUUGUCAUGGAGUCCAGGGAAAUCUUAAGCACCUCCCGGCAAAGGGGGGACGAGUCGGAAUUCCUGCCUGUCUCCUCAGCCAAGCCACCGACUGCUCCCGGCUGUGCAGGAGAAUCUUUGCUCUCUGCUCCAGGACCUGGGAAGGGGAUCCCAGUGGGCGGAGAACGCAUGGAGCCAGAGGAGGAGGAUGAACUGGGCUCAGGGCAGGAUGUGGAUUCCAACUCAAAUGCAGACAGUGAGAAAUGGGUUGCAGGAGAUGGCCUGGAAGAACAGGAAUUUUCUAUCAAGGAGGCAAACUUUACAGAGGGGAGUCUGAAGCUGAAGAUUCAGACCACCAAGCGGGCUAAGAAACCCCCAAAGAAUCUGGAGAACUAUAUAUGCCCCCCUGAGAUCAAGAUCACCAUUAAGCAGUCUGGCGACCAGAAGGUGUCCCGUGCUGGGAAAAAUAGCAAAGCCACGAAGGAGGAGGAAAGAAGCCACUCCAAAAAGAAGCUCCUCACAGCCAGUGACCUUGCAGCCAGUGACCUCAAAGGAUUUCAGCCACAGGCUUACGAGCGGCCACAGAAACACUCAGCUCUCCACUAUGACCCAGGCCUCCCACAGGACGUCACCAGUGACACCUUAAAACCAAAGCACCAGCAAAAAAGCAGCAGCCAGAACCACAUGGACUGGUCCACCAACUCUGACAGUGGACCUGCCACUCAGAAUUGCUUCAUCAGUCCAGAGUCUGGCAGAGAAACUGCAAGCACCAGCAAGAUCCCUGCUCUUGAGCCCGUGGCUUCCUUUGCAAAGGCCCAGGGUAAGAAAAGCAGUGCAGGGAGCACAUGGAGUCAAUUGUCCAACAGCAGCAAAGAUCUGCUCUUGGGAGGCGUGGUCCCAUCCCCAGGCAGCCACAGCUCACCAGCCCCACCCAGCAGCUCUGUCGAGUGCAAUGGGCUUCAGCCCUUGGUAGAUCAAGAUGGCGGAGUUGCAAAGGAGCCCCCAGAACCACCUACUAUAGGCAGCAAGAAAAAGUCCAGUAAAAAAGAUGUGAUAAGUCAAACCAUAUCAAACCCGGACCUGGACUGGGUCAAGAAUGCCCAGAAAGCAUUUGACAAUACAGAAGGGAAAAGGGAAGGCUACUCUGCAGAUAAUGCCCAAGAGGCAUCACCAGCCAGGCAGAACACGAGUUCUGUCAGUAAUCCUGAAAAUGACUCAAGUCAUGUCCGGAUUACUAUCCCUAUCAAGGCACCCUGUCUAGAUCCAACCAGCCAUAAGAGGAAAAAGAGACAGUCCAUCAAAGCAGUGGUGGAAAAGAUCAUGCCAGAGAAAGCCCUGGCUUCUGGAAUCACUAUGAGCAGUGAAGUGGUUAAUAGGAUACUCUCCAACCCUGAGGGAAAUAAGAAAGAUCCCCGUGUCCCUAAGUUGAGUAAAAUGAUAGAGAACGAGUCCCCCUCAGUUGGCCUUGAAACAAGUGGAAAUGCCGAGAAAGUCGUUCCAGGAGGUCUGUCUAAGCAGCGGAAGCCACCCAUGAUCGUGACGCCUCCAGCGUGCACAGACCACUCUCCAUCGAGAAAGCUGCCAGAAAUCCAGCAUCCCAAAUUUGCUGCAAAACGGAGGUGGACAUGCAGCAAACCAAAGCCCACCAGUAUGCUUCGGGAGGCAGUCAUGGCCACCUCCGAUAAACUGAUGGUGGAACCGCCAUCUGCCUAUCCCAUCACCCCAUCCAGCCCUCUGUACACCAACACAGACAGUCUUACUGUGAUCACGCCAGUCAAGAAGAAGCGGGGGCGGCCGAAGAAGCAGCCUUUGCUCACGGUUGAGACGAUUCACGAGGGGACUUCUACCAGCCCGGUCAGUCCCAUCAGCCGGGAGUUCCCUGGCACGAAGAAAAGAAAGAGACGACGCAGUUUAGCUAAGUUGGCCCAACUAGUGCCAGGAGAGGACAAGCCCAUGAGCGAGAUGAAAUUUCACAAAAAAGUUGGAAAGCUUGGGGUGUUGGAUAAGAAGACCAUCAAAACUAUCAAUAAGAUGAAAACACUCAAGAGAAAAAAUAUCUUGAACCAGAUCUUGUCCUGCUCCAGCAACAUUGCUCUGAAGGCUAAAGCUCCCCCAGAGACCAGCCCUGGGGCAGCAGCCAUCGAGAGCAAAUUGGGCAAGCAGAUUAAUGUCAGCAAGAGGGGAACCAUCUACAUUGGCAAGAAGAGGGGCAGGAAGCCAAGAGCAGAGCUGCCACCCCCAUCUGAGGAACCCAAAACAGCCAUCAAGCACCCAAGGCCUGUUUCUAGCCAGCCGGAUGUUCCAGCCGUGCCUUCCAACUUUCAGUCACUUGUGGCGUCUUCACCAGCAGCUAUGCACCCACUUUCAACACAGUUAGGUGGGUCAAAUGGCAACCUGAGCCCCGCCAGCACUGAAACCAAUUUUUCAGAGUUGAAAACUAUGCCAAAUCUCCAGCCUAUCAGUGCUCUUCCAACCAAAACCCAAAAGGGAAUACACAGUGGAGCCUGGAAGCUGUCUCCCCCCAGGCUGAUGGCCAACUCACCUUCCCACCUUUGCGAGAUUGGGUCACUCAAGGAAAUAACGCUGUCCCCCGUGAGCGAGUCGCACAGUGAGGAGACGAUCCCAAGCGACAGCGGCAUUGGGACGGACAACAACAGCACGUCUGACCAAGCAGAGAAGAGUUCAGAAUCCCGACGGAGGUACUCUUUUGACUUCUGCUCCCUGGACAACCCGGAGACCAUUCCGUCUGACACCAGCACAAAGAACCGGCAUGGCCACCGGCAGAAGCAUCUCAUGGUGGACAACUUCCUGGCCCAUGAAAGCCUCAAGAAGCCAAAGCACAAGAGGAAACGGAAAAGCCUGCAAAAUCGUGAUGACCUUCAGUUUCUGGCAGACCUGGAAGAGCUCAUCACCAAGUUCCAGGUGUUCAGGAUCUCCCACCGGAGUUACACCUUCUACCACGAGAAUCCGUAUCCCAGCAUUUUUCGGAUUAAUUUCGAUCACUAUUACCCGGUGCCAUAUAUCCAGUAUGACCCGUUGCUCUAUCUUCGCAGGACUUCAGACUUGAAGUCAAAGAAGAAGCGUGGUAGGCCUGCAAAAACCAAUGACACCAUGACAAAGGUGCCUUUUUUACAAGGGUUCAGCUACCCUAUUCCCAGUGGAAGUUACUAUGCACCCUAUGGAAUGCCUUACACAUCAAUGCCUAUGAUGAACCUUGGUUAUUACAGUCAGUACCCAGCUCCUUUGUACCUGUCGCACACACUUGGAGCAGCUUCCCCAUUCAUGAGGCCAACAGUGCCACCACCUCAGUUCCACACAAGCUCCCACGUGAAGAUGUCUGGUACAGCUAAGCAUAAAGCAAAGCAUGGAGUGCACCUGCAGGGACCUGUCGGCAUGGGCCUUGGCGACAUGCAGCCAUCCCUGAAUCCUCCCAAGGCGGGCAGUGCCGGUCUGUCCAGCGGUCGGCUCCACAAGAGAAAACACAAACACAAGCAUAAGCACAAGGAAGACCGGAUCCUGGGGACCCAUGACAACCUGAGUGGUCUCUUUGCAGGCAAAGCCACAGGCUUCCCCAGCCACAUCCUGAGUGAGCGGCUGAGUAGUGCGGACAAGGAGCUCCCACUAGUGAGUGAGAAGAAUAAGCAUAAGGAGAAGCAGAAGCACCAGCACAGUGAAGCCGGCCACAAAGCUUCUAAGAACAACUUUGAGGUGGACACCCUGUCUACACUGUCACUUUCUGAUGCCCAGCAUUGGACACAGGCCAAGGACAAAGGUGACUUGAGCAGUGAGCCUACAGACUCGUGCACAAAGAGGUACUCUGGCAGUGGUGGGGAUGGUGGCAGCACCCGACCCGAGAGCCUGGACGUGUUCAGUGACAUGACCCCUUCAAAUGACAAGUGGGACAGUGACAUGAGCGGGAGUAAAAGGAGGAGCUAUGAGGGCUUUGGGACAUACAGGGAAAAGGACAUCCAAGCCUUCAAGAUGAGCCGCAAGGAGAGAAGUUCUUACGACUCCUCCCUGUCUCCAGGAAUGCCAAGUCCCCACCUAAAAGUGGACCAAACGGCACCACAUAGUAAGAACGAGGGCUCCGCGUCCACCAUGAUGACCAGGAAGAAGCCAGCCGCAGUUGACAGUGUUGCAAUCCCACCAACCCCAGUGUUAUCUCUCCUUGCUGCUUCUGCAGCAACGUCCGAUGCAGCCAGCUCCUCCCUGAAGAGGCGAUUCAAGCGGCGGGAGAUCGAGGCCAUCCAGUGCGAGGUGCGCAAGAUGUGCAACUACACGAAGAUCCUGUCCACCAAGAAGAACCUGGACCACGUGAACAAGAUCCUGAAGGCCAAGCGGCUGCAGAGACAAUCAAAGACAGGCAACAACUUCGUCAAGAAGAGGAGAGGGCGUCCCCGAAAGCAGCCCACCCAGUUCGAUGAGGACUCCAGAGACCAAAUGCCGGUGCUGGAAAAAUGCAUCGACCUUCCCAGCAAGAGGGGGCAGAAGCCGAGCCUGAGCCCGCUCGUCUUGGAGCCGGCCGCCACCCAAGACACCAUCAUGGCCACCAUCGAGGCGGUCAUCCACAUGGCCCGGGAGGCGCCGCCCCUGCCCCCGCCCCCGCCGCCGCCCCUCCCGCCCCCGCCGCCGCCGCCGCCGCCCCCGCCCCUGCCCAAGACCCCCAGAGGAGGAGGGAAGAGGAAACACAAACCUCAGCCUCCUGCCCAGCCCCCGCAGCAGCCGCCCCCGCAGCAGCCCCUGCCCCAGGAAGAGGAGGUGAAGGCCAAAAGGCAGAGGAAAUCCCGAGGGAGUGAGAGCGAUGGCCUUCCCUAGGGUGGGUCUGGGCGUCUGAACCUGGGGCUGGGGGAACUGACACUUGGAAGUGCAGUGAGCCGGGGUGGGGGCGGAAUCCCACGCUGCAGGGACACCGAUGCCCUUCUCUCCAGAAGCUGGGCAGGCAGAAUCGCGCCCGAGGACGGGGUUGAGCCAUCCGUAGCUCUUGGGAAAGCAAAGCAGGGGGACGCCUUCAACAGAAGCUGGUCUGUGCUUUACAGCGGUUCCAAACCAAGCGGCACUUCAGUAUGGCUAGAUCCUUUGCAGGCGAGAAGACCCAUCGAGGAGGAGAAAGCCGGUGGUGGUGCUCUUUGACAGCCACCGGGCCUCCUGCAUCCAAGGUGCGCCUUUGAUUCCAUUGCAUUUGCUGGCCAGGAAAAUUGAAAGGGAAGCACCCUCAAUUAGGAAACAUUCCAAGGGGAGAAAAGCUGCAAAUUUCUCAACUGGCUUUGUUGUAACCCAUUUCCAUUUAAUUGGUUUUUACUUUUAUUUUGGUUUUUCCAAGCUUGGCUAGGCUUUGGGGCACCAACAUCAUCUUCAGGUGACCUGAAUCUUUCCAUUAACCAUACAGUUUCUCAGAUGGAUUCGUCAUCAGAAGGUGGAAUUCUAGUGAUAGGCAACCUUAGACAUGGAUUCAUAUUCUUCUGUAUGCCUCUGCUAUAUCACACACUGAUACUUAGCGUAGUCUGUUCCUACCUUUCCUUUGCCCAUUGUACUUCCAUAUACCUUUUCAUUAACUUACUUGCUGCCUUCUUUUCCUUGGUACACACCUAAAUAAUGUAAACUUUAUGUGUGUUGUAAUGUUCACCCUUGGCAUGCUGUCCCAAGGAACUUGGCUUCGAAUCCCAAUCAUUGUGAAACAGAUACUCAGUAUUGAUAGAGCCUUUUUAAUAAGUGAUUUAGAGCAGCCAAGGAUAUGUUGGCCGGGGUGUCAAUCAGGUUAUUUUUAUACUUAAAACAUAUCAGCAGAGAAUAGGCAGAACAGAACGGUUUUAAUAACCCACAGCAAAUGGAAUAACUGACAAAUCACCAAAAAUUGAAACCCCAGACCCACCAGAAAGACAAAUGUCUGGCAAUGCCUUGGUAUGUGAACCUUCAUACAAGUAGCUAUCAUAGAUUGUUGGAAAAAAAAAAAAAGAAACAAAAAGACAAUAGAAUAAGUCCAUUAUCUCUUGAUAAUUAUUUCUUAAAAGCAAAUGGGAGUAAGUGUUCUUAUCUGAAAAAAAAAAAAAAAGAAACAAAAGAAAAUGCUCAAAGGGUAUCACCACUCCAAUUGUAUCAAGCCACCUUGGACAAAGUAUCCAAAUUGUGGUUGCCUUAAUAAACUAAAACAUUUUUGUACAUAAUGUAAUUAUAAAUCUAUCAGUCUGCAUGGAUGCAAACUGUGUGUGACAAAUCGUCUUUUAAAUGGUCAAUUUCAACUGUACAUUUCUCAUCCAAGUUGUACUCUAGCCAUUGGUUUAGCGUGGACAAAUAUUCCAUCUCUAUCACCCAUUUCCACAGCUCAAGUAAAACAUGUUAAGAAGACUCAGAAUGAAUAUGAAGUUAUUCCAUUGCCGUAGAUGUUUUCUAAAAGUCAGAUGUGGAAAUUUCAAAUAAAUAAGUAUUUUCAAUUUUCUCCCUUCCUCCUCCCCUUACCUUCCCCAAGACAUCAAACACCUGGCAUGGUAGAUUAUAAAAAGAGAGACACUGAGAGACAGAAUUCAAUUUUCUAAUGGGAAUUAGAAUAUCUGGUUUACCUCCAAAUUAAGUUUCUUUACAGGAAGUUGGGACUGGCUGGAAAUUGUAUUAUCACUUCAAAACACAACACUGUUUCCUUAGAGAGAGAUGGAUUUUUGCUGGGAACACAGGAGAAUAAGGGAUGGGGUAUCUAUGGGAGUAAAUUUAAAAAUCCCAAGUUAAUAUGCUUGCCAACAUCACUGCUCUGUCAUGGCACCAACAAUGGUUGAAAUUACCCACAGAGUCAUCCUAUUCUGCACUGUCACCUUGGACUUAACAUCAUUUGCUACCCACUAGGUCAGUCACAUUUAAUCCUAGCAAUAUGUAAGUUUAAAGGAAUGCAUCCUCCUGUACUUUAAAGCUUAUAUCAUAGCUACUCCGUUUGUGACCUAGGUGGACCUUUGGCAUUUCACAGAAGUUGAACAGCAAAAUCAAACCAGCCACUUUCAAUCUGUCAUUCCCAAGCCAUGUCUGAGUGGUUCCAAAGUCACCGGAGAGGAAGAUUUAAAUUAGCCCCGUUCACCCCACCAUGGCUAUGAAAGAGCAACCAUUUUCAUUCCAGUUAAAUCAUAAAGGGGUUUCUCUCCUGCCAGACUUUGAAAAUCAUUUCCUUCAUUCUUUCUUUUGCCCUUCUUCCUUCUGGUGUUGUACCAUUUACCCAAACAGGUCUGUGAGUAGACUCAGUCUUCCCGCAGAAGAGAAUGAGCUGGCACUCUCUGAGCUUCUUAAAGAAGGACCCAAACUCUAAUUGACAUUAACUUCUAGUUGGAGAGAAAUGUCAAAUAACUUAAGGAUACAUUAGAAUUUCCAAACCAGCGUAAGGUAUUCCAGGAGGGAUAUAGCAGGGUUGUAACUACAUAAAUUCAGUUCUACAGUUGCCAUGUGACUUAAAUGCAAAUCCUCUACAUUUAUGACCCUAAGAAUAGAUUAGAAAACCACAGAGGACCCAAACUGAGACAUGCUAAAUAGCCAUUGGAAGGUGGAAGCUAGUCCAGGCACGGUACAGCUUCCUCUCUCCCCUGCCCAGCUCCCCACUCAGUAUCAUGUUACUUUUUUUUUUUCUUAUACUUACCAUUAACUCAUCUCAUUGGUACGACCAUUUUCUUAUUUUCUAAGUAACCCCUUUCCAUUAGUCUCUCCUCUCCUGUCCUGGCUCAACACUGGGCCAGCCUAGUUUCACCUCAUUGGAUGCAGAACCAGGAUGAGAACUCAGCAAUCUUGACCCGGACUGAGGAGUCUCUAGCCAGCCAACACUGCCUUCUGGAGGCUGCAUUUUUAUUUAGAAAAGAUGUCAUUUGGUAUGCAUGGGACUCCAUAAACACCUCCAGCAAUUAUUUCAUAAAGAAAUCUCUUGGUUCUUUGUUUUUGUUUUUAUGGAAUACUUUCCUUCAGCAAGCAGGCAUGAACCCACUUACAGGGAAUCUGAUUAGAGGUGAGCAAAGGAUGGAAUCGAGAUGUAAAAGCCUCCUUGAAGGUGAUGAUGGGUCUCUGAUCCACUUCCUAAGUGGCUGAGGAGCCACUUGCUUUUCAACCCCUCAUCUCAUGUGAAAGAGAAGUUUAACUUCCUCUAAUAGCAUGGCUCUGGCUACAACCCAAGGAAGACAGGUCAAAAGAAAGGAGAGCAUGUCAGGAGCUGGUUUGUGACUUGGCAGGACCAGGACUCAACAGCCACUGACAGCCCAGAGUAGGUGACUAAGGGCUGACAGAGGAUUAGCAUGUUAACUUGGCUGCUGUUCGGAGUGGGAGGCCAUGUUGGAUGGCAGUCGGAAUUUGUGUUCUGCACAGUGCUGGCUCUAUAAAUAUGAUAAGCAAGUGGUGACAGAAUUAUAGUAUAAGGUGAUGUACUACAUGCACAUCAUAAAGGAUUUGGUUUUAGUACUUUAGUAGAAAAUCCCACUCCUACAGCUUAUUACCCAACAAUAUUCAGAUAAUGAGUUUUUGGAGAAUAUUUUUUCCCUACCACUAGGAAGAUUUACCUGGGAACUGUCUAAAGUCUAUACAUAUAUUUCCAAAGCCUUUAAAUGCCAACUGUAGCAUGGAGAGAGACGGGGUGGCAGAAGCCGAAAUGCCUCAAAAGCCAUUUAAGUGUUACAUUGCAGGAUUUUCAGUCUUCUCAUUAUGUAAAAGUAGAUAAAUAUAGACAUUAUUCUCAACACUACCCUAUAGUAUCACAAUGGUCCAAAUGCCAGAGCUUACAGAUAAUGUCAUCACAGUGCCUAGAAACUCGAACUGUAAUAUACCGUAGCAUUUUCUUGGUGUUUUUUAAAGUUUCUUUCCACAAUACAAGGCUCCCUCUGCCUCUUGUUUCUUGGAGAGUUUGCCCCACUAAUGAGUCUUCCUUCUGGUGGGACUCAGUCAUUUGGGGAACAGUCUUAGAAGCACAUAUCAACCAAGGAAGAAACUUCCUGGAUAUCUAUUGCCCACUUCCCCAGGUAUAAUAAACACUAAAGGGGGGAAAAAUUGAAAAGAGCUGCCACUGGUCAACACAGAAGGGCAGUUCCAACCUAGGUUGGUGUCUUUCUUUUUCUUCCUUUUUUAAAAAAUCUAUUUCUUAAAUAAUAAUAAAUGCACAUGAUGUGUUAAAUAUGUAUAUAUAUAUUUCAAAAGAAAAAAUGGGGCACAAGAUUGUCUUACAAGUCGUGCUGGCUAAUUUUUAGUUUGUAUUCAUAAGUGGUUUUUAAAAGCCUUUUUUAAAGUGUAAUUUGCAUGUUCUACUUUGAUUGUAUGUAAACAUAUUUUAGAACAAAAAAUGUAUUUGUAUUUUAUUGAAUAUAGAGGCAAGAAAAUUGUACAUUGUUUGAAAUGUUCUUUUUGUAACAGUUUUUAUUCAUAAAGCAUUUUUGUACAUUUAAAAUGAACACGGACUUGCUGUUAUUUGAGGCGUAGAUACAUCUGGCAUGCUUUACUGUCAUGCUCCUCCAUGGUCUUAGAUGUUGGGUUUUAAACAUUUUUUCUAAAAGAAAGCUCAGUCUUUUUCGCUACCAGAUCAGGUUAGCACAGUAUAGAGCACUUAACUAUUAAAAAAAAAAAAAGUUAAUCCUAUUCAUAUGUUAUUCAUUGUGUGAAAUUAAAGACAUUCAAUUCAGUCUAA
Messenger RNA from Acinonyx jubatus (cheetah), 11202 nucleotides. It is a transcript of the gene SETBP1, whose product is annotated as SET binding protein 1. NCBI's taxonomy places the organism in Eukaryota, Metazoa, Chordata, Mammalia, Carnivora, Felidae. The coding region runs from base 1605 to 6392 and encodes 1595 amino acids. Gene Ontology annotation, molecular function: DNA binding. The transcript is spliced from 6 exons. The record is from RefSeq and is a predicted model, not a curated record.